CUGAGGCUGUGGAAUCAUCGACUGGAAUCAUGCUAAGCCACUCUCUCUCCAUUUCCAAUUCCAAAUACAAAUACAACAGCAGUCUCAUCAAACACCACCCAAAUGCCGCUUUCUCACUCAAAUUCCAUGCCCCAAUUAGGGUUCAUUGUUCCACCUUCCGCCCACAAUCCUCAGUUUCUCUGUCAACCCAGAGCUACACAAUUGGGUACUUCCCGACCCAGUGGUCAAGAACCCAGGUAUAUCUCUGUUGGUGCUCUCAAAACCCUAAAUUUCAAUGCUUCCAAGAAGCUCAGUAACCAAAAAACACUACAGCUGGGCAGUUUCAGACCCGGAAACCAAGAACAGAGAAUUCUGUGUUUUGAUCCUUUGAGAAGCCAGAAUUUCAAGCUUGAUGACUUGGGUUUAGGGUUUUACGGGGUGAUUCGGAGGAAGAGGAAUUUCAUUGUUGGUUCAAAAUCGGUGUUGAGUGUUGAUAAAGUAAUGGAGAAUGAAGGAAGUGUGGGAGUGGACAUGAAUAGCUCCUUUGAUGCAAUUGUUAUUGGGUCUGGGAUCGGCGGGUUGGUUGCAGCGACCCAGCUAGCUGUGAAGGGAGCAAAGGUUUUAGUGCUGGAGAAGUAUGUGAUUCCUGGUGGAAGCUCUGGGUUUUACCAGAGAGAUGGGUACACAUUUGAUGUUGGGUCAUCUGUCAUGUUUGGUUUCAGCGAUAAGGGUAAUUUAAAUUUGAUAACGCAAGCAUUGGCGGCGAUUGGUUGUAAGAUGGAAGUGAUACCUGAUCCAACUACUGUACAUUUUCAUUUGCCUAAUAAUCUUUCUGUCCGAGUACACAGAGAAUACAGUGAAUUUAUUGCAGAACUUACUAGUAAAUUUCCCCAUGAAAAGGAUGGGAUACUCAAAUUCUACAAUGAAUGUUGGAAGGUUUUCAAUGCUUUGAAUUCAAUGGAUUUGAAGUCACUUGAGGAGCCAAUUUACCUUUUUGAACAGUUCAUGAAGAAACCUCUUGAAUGCUUGACACUUGCCUACUAUUUGCCCCAAAAUGCUGGAAACAUAGCUCGGAAAUAUAUAAAGGACCCCGUGUUGCUGUCUUUUAUAGAUGCUGAGUGUUUUAUAGUGAGCACAGUAAAUGCUUUGCAGACACCUAUGAUAAAUGCAAGCAUGGUUGUGUGUGACAGGCACUUUGGGGGAAUUAACUACCCUGUUGGUGGGGUUGGUGGAAUUGCAAAGUCUUUGGCGAAAGGCUUGGUUGAUCAGGGCAGUGAAAUACUUUACAAGGCAAAUGUGAAAAGUAUUAUCAUGGACAAUGGAAAGGCUGUUGGAGUGAGGCUUUCAGAUGGAAGGGAGUUCUUUGCAAAAACCAUAAUAUCAAAUGCUACAAGAUGGGAUACAUUUGGCAAGCUUCUGAAAAGAGAAGAUGUUCCUAAAGAAGAAGAAAAUUUUCAGAAAGUUUAUGUUAAGGCCCCCUCUUUUCUUUCCAUUCAUAUGGGGGUUAAAGCUGAGAUUCUUCCAUCAGAUACAGAUUGCCACCAUUUUGUUCUAGAGAAUGACUGGACAAGUUUAGAGGAUCCUUAUGGAAGUAUAUUUUUGAGCAUUCCAACUGUUCUUGAUUCAUCAUUGGCUCCAGAAGGACACCAUAUUCUUCACAUAUUUACAACUUCUUCAAUAGAGGACUGGGAGGGGCUCUCUCUAAAGGAGUAUGAGGUAAAGAAGGAGAUUGUGGCGGAUAAAAUCAUAAGCAGAUUGGAAAAGAACCUAUUUCCAGGUCUUAAAUCUUCCAUUGUUUUUAAGGAGGUGGGGACACCAAAGACACAUAGGCGGUACCUGGCUCGUAUAAAUGGUACCUAUGGACCAAUGCCACGCCAAACUCCUAAGGGCUUAUUGGGAAUGCCAUUCAACACCACUGGUGUAGAUGGCCUGUACUGUGUGGGAGAUAGUUGCUUUCCAGGACAAGGUGUUAUAGCUGUUGCUUUUUCUGGAGUAAUGUGUGCUCAUCGUGUAGCUGCUGACAUUGGACUGGAGAAAAAGUCCCCCAUAUUGGAUGCAGCUCACCUUAGAUUACUUGGUUGGUUAAGGUCAUUGGCAUGAGAGGAGGUAUGUUAAAAUAGAAGAAAUAUUCUGAUCAUUGGGGUGAAAGCAUUUAGUAAUGAUAUAGCAAGUUGAGGCAUGAAGAUAUGCAACCUAUCUUUCUCUUGAGUAGAUUGGGCGGCCACCAAAGGCACAUUGAAGUAUUCUGCGACAUUGGUAUUUAAUCAAUUUUAGCAAAUAAACAAAUUUUUAGUUGUAAAUAUUAUUUGGACUUUGGAAUAUAAUUGGGUACAAAAGCGACAGACUGCUAUUUAUAUCGAUUUAAGAAUUGUUUAAUUAUUACAAAUGAUUGCACAUAUGAUUGUUACUCUUACAUUAUCUAUGAUGUAUAAACAGUGAAAUUCUACUAAUUUGUUGAUUUUUCUGUGUUUAUAA
Messenger RNA from Cornus florida, 2454 nucleotides. Its product is annotated as prolycopene isomerase, chloroplastic. NCBI's taxonomy places the organism in Eukaryota, Viridiplantae, Streptophyta, Magnoliopsida, Cornales, Cornaceae. Gene Ontology annotation, biological process: carotenoid biosynthetic process. Gene Ontology annotation, molecular function: carotenoid isomerase activity; oxidoreductase activity. The record is from RefSeq and is a predicted model, not a curated record. The transcript is spliced from 13 exons. Bases 103 to 2079 code for a protein of 658 amino acids.